Molecule: messenger RNA, 3348 nt
Organism: Heteronotia binoei (common prickly gecko)
Lineage: Eukaryota; Metazoa; Chordata; Lepidosauria; Squamata; Gekkonidae
Product: zinc finger protein 709-like
Exons: 10
Coding region: 1-3348 (1115 amino acids)
Biological process (GO): regulation of DNA-templated transcription
Source: RefSeq, a predicted model, not a curated record
AUGUACCGAGCAGACACAAGAGGCCCCAUGGGCAUAGACGAUCACUGGGACUUGGAAGUAUUUGUGAUCGCCCCCUCCUGCUCGUUCGACAUUGUGUUGGGGGUGGGUUGGCUGGCCAGGCACCAAUCGAAAAUAGAGUGGGGGGAGCACACCAUAGACUUCAUCGACAGACGGUACACCUCCCACCUGUGGCGAGAAUUGUGGGGCCCCAGACCACCCCCUAAGAACAAAAAGAUUUGUGUGACCAUAGAGGAAAUAAAGACCAUCCCACGAGAGUACCGGGAUCUGAAGGGGGCAUUCAGCGAGAUCGAGGCCGAUGAGCUACCGCCUCAUCGGAGCACCGACUGUGCCAUAGAGCUCAUCCCGGGCCAGUCGCUACCCAAGGCAAAACUUUAUUCCAUGGGGUGGGUGGAAAAGGAGGAAUUACGGAAGUUCCUGGACAAAAACCUGCGCAGGGGCUUCAUCCGCCCAGCCACGGCGCCCCACGCUGCCCCUGUCCUCUUCCGAAAGAAAAAGGACGGGAGUCUGAGGCUUUACUUGCUGAGUGAGGUCUCAAAGGGGUCGAUAUUUACCAAGCUCGACCUGCGAGAUGCCUACUUCAGAGUGAGCAUCAAGGAGGGGGAUGAGUGGAAAACUGCCUUCAACACUCCCAUGGGGCAGUUCGAAUACUUAGUGAUGCCAUUCGGUCUCCAGGGGGCCCCGGGGGUGUUCAUGAAUUUUAUCAACGAUGUGCUGAGAAAGUAUUUGUACCAGGGGGUGGUGGUGUACCUGGAUGACAUCAUUAUCUAUUCCAAGGACCUAGCCUCACACGUGAAACUAGUCCGGGAGGUCUUGGACACCCAGUAUCAAAAUAAAUUUUACGCUAAGCUGUCCAAGUCCUUGUCCGUCGAGAUCCAGGUGGUUCGAAGUGGCAUCCUCAAGCCCCCGAACUGGAACCCAUUCUGGCUCUGCAUGUCGCUCUUCCUGGCCAUGAUCCUGUUGUGCGUGGCCCUGUGCUGUCUCCAGCGCUGGCUCACGAGGUGCAGGCGCCUCUCCUCCCAGCGCACGGUUGCGGUGUUUGCCCUCAGCGAUGUUGAUUCGGUGUACGGUGAGUCGGACACGGAGAGGGCUGGUCAAGUGACGAAAGGCAUCUUGACCCAGUCGGAGGUGACCCAAGAAAAGGGGAGGAUGGAAGAGCAUGACCCAGAAGGAGCUGCAGCUGGCAAGACAGCAAGCAAAGGCCCCCCUCCCACCCAAGCUGGGAGUGGUGGUGAAGGCUGGGAAAGCCCCAUGCCAGAGACACGUUCCCAGGUCACAGAGAUCUCAGAGGUGCAUGGCCAACACUUCCAGCAGUUCCAGUACCAUGAGGCUGUUUCUACAGUGGUCCAGUGCCCCUUUGCCUUUGAGGACGUGUCUGUCUGUUUCACCCCAGCAGAAUGGGACCUGCUGGAUCCGGGCCAGAAAACUCUCUACAGGGAAGUCAUGCGGGAGAACUAUCUGAGCGUCAUCUCUCUGGGUACUUGCCGAGGGGCAGCUGAGACCAGUGUUGUGGCCAUCACCCGAGCCAGAGAAGGUGUCCUGGCCAGAGGCAAAGACCAGACUGAACUCUACAAGGGCCGGGGCCUUCUCGGUGGUAGUGCCGAGGAUGAUCAGAGAAACGAGGAGGGUGGGGAACUUCUCCAGCAUUUGCCAGAUCAAGAUCAAGACUUGAAAGAAAACAAAAGAUAUCGAAGCAGACCUAAAAGAAAGGAAGGCAGCUGUAAGGUUGAGAAGAGGAAAGAGAUUAAUGUAUAUUUUCCAAAGCAGAGAAUAAUUAAGGCAUCUACAUCCAAUCAGUAUAGAAAGUACUUCAAAAAUAGAUCACAGCUCCUUGUGCACCAAAGAGUACACAAAGGCAAGAAACCUUCUGAAUGCUCUGAGUGUGGAAAGAGAUUCAGUCACAGUAGCACUCUUAAACGGCACCAAAGAACCCACACAGGGGAGAAACCUUUUGAAUGCUCAGAGUGUGGGAAGAGAUUCAGUCAGAGUGGCAAUCUUCGACUGCAUCAGAGAACCCACACAGGGGAGAAACCUUUUGAAUGCUCAGAGUGUGGAAAGAGAUUCAGUCACAGAGGCACUCUUCAACUGCAUCAAAGAACCCACACAGUGGAGAAACCUUUUGAAUGCUCAGAGUGUGGAAAGAGAUUCAGUCACAGAGGCACUCUUCAGCUGCAUCAAAGAACCCACACAGGGGAGAAACCUUUUGAAUGCUCAGAGUGUGGGAAGAGAUUCUGUCGGAGUGACCGUCUUCAGCAGCAUCAAAGAACUCACACAGGGGAGAAACCUUUUGAAUGUUCAGACUGUGGGAAGAGAUUCAGUCAGAGUGGCAAUCUUCAACUGCACCAGAGAACCCACACAGGGGAGAAACCUUUUGAAUGCUCAGAGUGUGGAAAGAGAUUCAGUCACAGAGGCACUCUUCAACUGCAUCAAAGAACCCACACAGUGGAGAAACCUUUUGAAUGCUCAGAGUGUGGAAAGAGAUUCAGUCACAGAGGCACUCUUCAGCUGCAUCAAAGAACCCACACAGGGGAGAAACCCUUUGAAUGCUCAGAGUGUGGAAAGAAAUUCAGUGACCGUGGCAAUCUUCGACACCAUCUAAGAACCCACACAGGGGAGAAACCUUUUGAAUGUUCAGAGUGUGGGAAGAGAUUCAGUCAGAGUGGUAAUCUUCAGCAACAUCAAAGAACUCACACAGGGGAGAAACCUUUUGAAUGCUCAGAGUGUGGAAAGAGAUUCAGUCAGAGUGGCCUUCUUCAGCAGCAUCAAAGAACUCACACAGGGGAGAAACCUUUUGAAUGCUCAGAGUGUGGAAAGAAAUUCAGUGACCAUGGCAAUUUUCGACACCAUCUAAGAACCCACACAGGGGAGAAACCUUUUGAAUGUUCAGAGUGUGGAAAGAGAUUCAGUCGGAGUGGCCAUCUUCAACUGCAUCAGAGAACCCACACAGGGGAGAAGCCUUUUGAAUGCUCAGAAUGUGGAAAGAAAUUCAAUGACCGUGGCAGUCUUCGACACCAUCUAAGAACCCACACAGGGGAGAAACCUUUUGAAUGCUCAGAGUGUGGAAAGAAAUUCAGUCAGAGUAGCCAUCUUCAGCCGCAUCAGAGAACCCACUCAGGGGAGAAACCUUUUGCAUGCUCAGAGUGUGGAAAGAGAUUCAGUCACAGUGGCACUCUAAAUCUGCAUCACAGAACCCACACAGGGGAGAAACCUUUUGAAUGCUCAGAGUGUGGAAAGAGAUUCCGUUACAGUGGCCAUUUUCGAAAGCAUCAGAGAACGCACACAGGGGAGAAAUCUUCUGAAUGUUCAGAAUUUGUAAAGAGAUUCAGUUAG